Molecule: messenger RNA, 1573 nt
Organism: Cercocebus atys (sooty mangabey)
Lineage: Eukaryota; Metazoa; Chordata; Mammalia; Primates; Cercopithecidae
Gene: SLC50A1
Product: solute carrier family 50 (sugar efflux transporter), member 1
Exons: 6
Coding region: 427-996 (189 amino acids)
Biological process (GO): carbohydrate transport
Cellular component (GO): membrane
Molecular function (GO): sugar transmembrane transporter activity
Source: RefSeq, a predicted model, not a curated record
UCAGUGUAUUGGCCACGUCACGUAAAGUUGACCUUGUUGCCCGAGAGGGAGGACAAAAGAGGAAGGCUUGGUGAUUCCUGGCAAUGUCUGUUAUUUGGAGAAAAGGCUUCGGCAGCAAACUCCAGAAAAAAACUUCCCAAACCCUUGGACAGCUGAGGUUCUGAUGUGAAGUUCUGGAUGGAAAGCGUGCUGAAGUCUGGUUGAACUAGCAAGCUUUUGUUUGGAGGUCCACCGCCGAAGGCGCACAGGCCUGUGGGAACACGACCGUUGAGACCGGGGGGGUCUAGAUGAUCCAAGAGGCAGGCAGAGUGUGAGGUAUCGGGGACACACCUGCGGAGUCCUAAGAAGGGGACCGACCGUGACAUGGAGGAGGUCUGGACCUAGGCACUGGGCAGUCACUCCGAGGGGAGCUCGGACCUCAGGCACAUGCGAAUGACCCGGAGUGUGGACAACGUCCAGUUCCUGCCCUUUCUCACCACGGAAGUCAACAACCUGGGCUGGCUGAGUUAUGGGGCAUUGAAGGGAGACGGGAUCCUCAUCGUCGUCAACACAGUGGGUGCUGCGCUUCAGACCCUGUAUAUCUUGGCAUAUCUGCAUUACUGCCCUCGGAAGCGUGUUGUGCUCCUACAGACUGCAACCCUGCUAGGGGUCCUUCUCCUGGGUUAUGGCUACUUUUGGCUCCUGGUACCCAACCCUGAGGCCCGGCUUCAGCAGCUGGGCCUCUUCUGCAGUGUCUUCACCAUCAGCAUGUACCUCUCACCAUUGGCUGACUUGGCUAAGGUCAUUCAGACUAAAUCAACCCAAUGUCUCUCCUACCCACUCACCAUUGCUACCGUUCUCACCUCUGCCUCCUGGUGCCUCUAUGGGUUUCGACUCAGAGAUCCCUACAUCAUGGUGUCCAACUUUCCAGGAAUCGUCACCAGCUUUAUCCGCUUCUGGCUUUUCUGGAAGUACCCCCAGGAGCAAGACAGGAACUAUUGGUUCCUGCAAACCUGAGGCUGCUCACCUGACCACUGGGCACCUUAGUGCCAACCUGAACCAAAGAGACCUCCUUGUUUCAGCUGGGCCUCCUGUCCAGCUUCCCAGGUGCAGUGGGUUGUGGGAACAAGAGAUGACUUUGAGGAUAAAGGGACCAAAGAAAGAGCUUUACUUAGAUGAUUGGUUGGGGCCUAAGAGAUGAAAUCACUUUAUUUUUUAGAGAUUUUUUUUUUUUUUAAAUUUUGGAGGUUGGGGUGCUAUAUUUAGAAUAUGCCUUAAAAGGCCGGGCGUGGUGGCUCACGCCUGUAAUCCCAGCACUUUGGGAGGCCAAGGUGGGCGGAUCACCUGAGGUCAGGAGUUCAAGACCAACCUGACCAACAUGGUGAAACCCCAUCUCUACUAAAAAUACAAAAUUAACUGGGCAUGGUGGCACAUGCCUGUAAUCCCAGCUACUUAGGAGGCUGAGGCAGGAGAAUGGCUUGAAUCAGGGAGGUGGAGGUUGCAGUGAGCCAAGAUCGUGCCAUUCUGAUAUGAAUGUGCCUUAUAUGCCGAUAUGAAUAUGCCUUAAAAUAAAAGUGUUCCCCACCCCUGCCCA